This is a messenger RNA of Ahaetulla prasina, 2317 nucleotides long. Its product is annotated as lysosomal acid glucosylceramidase-like. Lineage: Eukaryota; Metazoa; Chordata; Lepidosauria; Squamata; Colubridae. Bases 10 to 1590 code for a protein of 526 amino acids. Gene Ontology annotation, molecular function: glucosylceramidase activity. Gene Ontology annotation, biological process: glucosylceramide catabolic process. The record is from RefSeq and is a predicted model, not a curated record. The transcript has 10 exons.
AGGGGUGCUAUGCAGACAUCUGAUGCUUUGCGGGUGUUGUUCCCCAUCUUCCUAGGGAUGGUCGUGGCCAGAGCACGCCAGCCCUGCAGUCCUAAAUUCCUUCAUGCAAAUACAAUGGUGUGCGUGUGCAACGCGACGUACUGCGACACGGUGGACCCGGUCUCCCUGCCUGACACCGGCAACUUUGUCAAGUACACAACCAGCAGGGAGGGCCAACGCUUGGAGCGGAGCAAAGGGAAAACGAUUGCCAGCUCAGGAACUUCAGGUGGAAUUUUCUACACUUACGAUCCUUCCGUUCAGCACCAAUACGUGAAAGGUUUCGGCGGGUCGCUCACCGACACGGCGGCCAUCAAUAUCCUGCAUUUGUCUUACGCAGCCCAAAACCAACUUCUCCGGUCUUAUUUCUCCGAAGAAGGAAUUGAGUACAAUUUGCUGCGUUGGCCCAUUGGCUGCUCAGACUUUUCCAUGCGGCCGUACAGUUACGACGACCGCUGUGUGGAUGACUUCGAGCUGAAGUGUUUCGAGCUGGCCCCCGAAGACACCAAAUUUAGAAUCCCCUUGCUCCAUCGUAUCAUGGCCCACGCUGGGAGUCCCCUUUCACUGAUCGGCAGCCCUUGGACCAGUCCUGGCUGGCUGAGGGUCAACAACAAGAUUAAAGGCAAAUCCAAGAUAAAGGGAAAACCAGGCAACCGUUACCACAAGACCUGGGCUUCUUAUUUUAUCAGGUUCCUAGAUGAGUACGCUAAAAAUAAUAUUACUUUCUGGGCAUUAAGCUCUCAGAAUGAACCAUUCAGCUCGCUUUUCAUAGCUUAUGAAGACUUUCCCGUCAAUUAUUUCUCACCGCAACAUCAACGCGACUUUAUCGUUAAGGACUUGGGCCCCGCCCUCGCCGCCAGCCGCCACCCAGAUGUUCACCUGAUCAUCAUGGAUGACCAGAGGGGUAACUUGCCAUACUGGGCCAACCAGGUGAUUGGCAAUAGUACCGCAGCGGCCUUCGUAUCCGGCAUUGGCAUCCAUUGGUACUUUGACUAUCUCACCCCAGCUGGACCUACGUUGGACGUUACCCAUCGCCUGUACCCCGAUUUCUUCCUGCUCUACACCGAAGCUUGCAAUGGUUUUCUGUACUGGGAUGCGAAGGUUGCCCUGGGAAACUGGGAGAGAGGCACCUAUUACAGCAGAAGUAUCCUGACGAAUCUCAACCACUUCGUCACCGGCUGGAUCGAUUGGAACUUGGCCCUGGACACGGCAGGGGGUCCCAACUGGGUGGACAACCCCGUGGAUAGCCCCGUCAUUGUGAACCCCCUCAAAGAUGAAUUCUACAAACAGCCCAUGUUUUACCACCUGGGGCAUUUCAGCAAAUUCAUCCCGGAAGGCUCGGUGCGCGUUGGUUUGACCUCCACCUGCUUGUUUGACAGCUGUCCGUUGAAGACCUCAGCUUUCCUGAGACCCGACGGUACUGCGGUGGUCGUGGUGUUGAACGACUGGUUUCUCGAUAUUUCUUUCACUAUCUCGGACGAUCGGGUGGGUUACAUUAAGGACCGAGCGAGAGCUCACUCCAUCCAAACCUACCUGUGGAGGAGGCACCUUUGAGGUCCGGAGAUGGGGAAGGAAAUUCGCUUCUCGCUCAGGAAUAGCAGGCUCUGCAGAGAAGAGACCUUGUACUGUAGCCCACGAGUUUGAUUUCGAAGAAGCUGCCUCAGCUGCCUAGUGGAAUGUCAGCCUCAGGAGACAUCAGCCUUGGUUGACAUUCCUUUUCUGGUCUCCAGUCCAGUGUGUCAUUCCUGAAUUUCUACUUGUGAUUCCUGAAAUGCUGACCUUUGGAUUGUCCGAUGGAUCUGACUUGGCUCUCUGAACUUUGGACUGGAUUUUGACUAUUCUUCUGCGCACUCCUAUUGAGAACAAAACUACUUUGGCAAGCUUUAAUUUGCUGGUUCCUAUUUCUUCCCUUAUCUGCUGCUAUCUGCCCAACCUUGAGUCAAAGACUUCCCUGACCUAGCAACUCUGUGUGUGUGUGAGAGUUUGAGACCUAAAACAGGACAUCUCGGAGGAAUGAGGUGCCUGCAAUCCCCAUUCACACAUGCACCCUGGAACAAAGCCUAAGGACCCCAACGUCCCUUGACUGGAAUCAGUGAAACUAGUAUUGAACAAGUUCUUAUCCUCACCACCCUUUCCUACUCUUUCUAUAGCUUGGCCUUAAUUUAUUGAACAUCCAACCUGAAUUUAUCUAAACUCUAUCCAGGCUUAAUAAAAGCCAGUUCAGAAAAAUGGCUUUGAUUGGACAUUUGCACAUUGGCUGCCCUUAGCUUAUGGGACAAUA